Messenger RNA from Drosophila serrata, 1303 nucleotides. RefSeq lists its product as uncharacterized. The record is from RefSeq and is a predicted model, not a curated record. NCBI's taxonomy places the organism in Eukaryota, Metazoa, Arthropoda, Insecta, Diptera, Drosophilidae.
UCUCUAGCUUUCCUACGAGAAGCACUACUUUUAGCUCUAGUAAAAGUACAUAAAAUCGUCAACAAAUUUCUUGAUUCCUAACGAAAAAAAAAACAGUUUUCUAUUCAAUAGAAAAAUUUCUCGAUUUUUAAAAAGUUGUUUAUUACGAGUUCAAAAAUUUCGGUUUUUAUUGUGUUCUAAAAAGGUAUCAAAAUGAUUUUGUUGCCACCGUUAAAUCUGUUUUUCUACAAUAUCUUACUUGGAUUCUUAGAUUGCCAGUACAAGAAGACAAUGGAUGGGACUAAUCCUGAUAAUAGUUUCUGGAGAAAGGUACCAAUUUUGAGUACUUAUUUUGGCUCUCCUGAGCCGAACUUCCCCAAUCCCAACGACAUUCUUCCGGACUUGAACCCAUAUGUGAAUGCACUGAUUUUAUUGCCAGCCAUUUUCAAGCAUCGAUAUCUAAAGGUAUUGCUGGCAUUUGUGCUUAUGUGGAACAUUGUGGUGUGCAAGCGCAUAUUUACUUAUUAUGUGCAACUUCUGGUGUCUGUCUGGGACAGUGAUCUCAGCACGACCAAUUUUGUGUUCACAUUCUUUUUUGGUUUAGCAGUGAGCAUGUCCCAUCUGGUUUUAAUGUACUAUACCGCCAAGCGUCCAGUUGGACUAUGGGUAUUGCACUGGCGUGGCUAUCGUUAAUUAUGUUCCGCUUAGAGAUUGAACAAAACACACCCAUGGCAAAUUCAACAACGACUUCAACAACUUCAACAACUUCAACAACUUCAACGACUUCAACAAUUUCAACAACUUCAACGACUUCAACAACACCAACAACCUGCAACAAAAAGCAAGCACGUUGCCAAGGACUAUAUAGCCAACAUAUUGGUCACGAUCUUGAUCGCAAUAGUGUUCGCAUGGCGGCGGUAUCAAUUCUUAUUUCUAAUUAUGAGGCACCGUUAUCAGCCCUGAAUUUCAAUGUUAAAUGUUAUCAAGAUGGGAUUUAUGCAAGUUCCCAGCCACACCAUACUAUUCAGCACAAACGGCAGUCAACACAACAAGAGGCAGCAAAACACCACCCAGCCAGUUCUAGCUCCUAUAUCCAUACCAUUCUGGGGAAAUGUGUAUGAGAAAGUCAUUAAAAUGUAAUGAAUUAGGCCUAGCAGAAAGGAAGCCACACUGGAGUGCAAAAGGAAAAAAGGAAGACUAGGACGAGGAUGUGGCGGCAUCACGGAUGGAAUCAAGCUGCCACCCUCGAAGUUACCCAGAGUUCUUUUCUACUUUUCCACCUCCAAGGCUCUGAUCCAAACUGUAUUAAAUUGAUUUAAGUUGA